Molecule: messenger RNA, 1227 nt
Organism: Helianthus annuus (common sunflower)
Lineage: Eukaryota; Viridiplantae; Streptophyta; Magnoliopsida; Asterales; Asteraceae
Exons: 3
Coding region: 1-1227 (408 amino acids)
Molecular function (GO): nucleic acid binding; zinc ion binding
Source: RefSeq, a predicted model, not a curated record
AUGGCCGAUGCAAGAAAUAUCAAUGAUGAUAAUGAUGAUAACAAUGAUGCGGCUAGACAAGAAGCAUUCGAGAACAGAGUCACUGAAGUAGCGGAAGGGGUUAUACAAGCCAAUCUACCACGGUUGGCUCAAGAAGUAGAAAGCCGAGUUCUGGGUGUGGUGGAUGCUAUGAUGACCAGUAGGUUUGAAGAAUUGAAAGAAUUAAUCGAAGGAUCCAAGGGUAGAGGUAAGGAACGAAGGUGCACUUAUAAGGAUUUUAUGGCAUGCCAUCCGACGACGUAUGACGGUAAAAUAGAUCCUAUUGAAUGUCAAAGAUGGAUCUCGAACAUAGAGGCGGUCUUUAUACGAAGUCGGUGUGAUAAGGAGGAUCAAGUGAUGUUCGCUACCGGUUUACUAACCCAUCAGGCGAAGGAUUGGUGGGAUGCUCACAGCAAGGAGGUAGGCGAAGACAGACUGCAAGUUAUGACUUGGCAGGAGUUUAAGGGGCCCUUCAUGAGAUAUCAUUGUCCUCAGUCGGCUAUCGACAAGAUUCAGGAGGAUUUCUUACGCCUCCGGCAGAAAAACGAAUCAGUGAAUGAAAUAGCAAACAACUUUAUGGAUAAGAUGAAGUUCUGUGGAGAAUUGGUAACAACCGAGAGGAUGAAGAUAAGUCGCUUUUAUGGCGUGUUAAAAGCAGAAGUUAGAGAGUUCAUCACUCCCUCAAAAUGUGAAACUCUUGAAGAGCUCAUUGAUUUAGCGCGGGAUAGAGAGAUCGAAAUUAAAAGACAAGAGGAGCGAGGUGAAAAGAGGCCGAGUGAAAAAGGUGCAAGUUUUAGUCCAUCCAAAAAGGGGAAGUUUCAGGAUCAAGGAAGAAAGGGUAAGUCGAAGGGUGGGAUUACACCAUGCAAGACGUGUGGAAAGCUCCAUACCGGAGAGUGUUUGUUAGGUAAGAAGGGGUGCUUUAAAUGUGGUAAGGAGGGGCAUUCGUCCUAUCAAUGCCCGGAUAACCCAAAGACUUGUUUCAACUGUUUCGAAAAAGGGCAUAUCAAGUCGGAAUGUCCAAAGCUUCAACAAGGGUCAAAGAAAGAAGAUAGGAAGCAAGAGGGUUCUAGGGCAAAGGGGAGAAUGUUUCAGAUCACGUCUGAAGAAGCCAAGUCCCAGCCAAAUGUGGUCUCAGGCGUGAAAGAAGAAGGUACAAGCACUAAGCAAGCGGAAGGAGCACAAGAUCGAGGUAAAGCACCUCUAUAG